AUGGCGCGGGGCAAGGUGCAGCUGCGGCGCAUCGAGAACCCGGUGCACCGGCAGGUGACCUUCUGCAAACGCCGCGCCGGGCUGCUCAAGAAGGCCCGGGAGCUCUCCGUCCUCUGCGACGCCCACAUCGGCAUCAUCAUCUUCUCCGCGCACGGCAAGCUCUACGACCUCGCCACCACCGGGACCAUGGAAGAGCUGAUCGAGAGGUACAAGACUGCCAGCGGAGAAGCUGCCGACGGCUCCGGCGACAACAGAAUGGACCCAAAACAAGAAACCAUGGUGCUGCAGCAGGAAAUCAAUCUGCUCCAGAAAGGACUCAGGUACAUCUACGGGAACAGGGCAAAUGAACACAUGAAUGUUGAAGAACUGAAUGCCCUAGAGAAGUACUUGGAGAUAUGGAUGUACAACAUCCGCUCUGCAAAGAUGCAGAUAAUGAUUCAAGAGAUACAAGCACUGAAAAGAAAGGAAGGUAUGUUGAAAGUUGCUAACGAAAUUCUCCAGGAAAAGAUUGUAGAACAGAGUAGUUUGCUUGACGUAGGCAUGGUGGUAGCAGAUCAACAGAAUGGGCAUUUUAGUACAGUCCCACUGAUAGAGGAGAUCACUAACCCACUGACUAUACUGAGUGGCUAUUCUAACUGUAGGGGCUCAGAGCUGGGCUAUUCCUUCUGA
Molecule: messenger RNA, 669 nt
Organism: Miscanthus lutarioriparius
Lineage: Eukaryota; Viridiplantae; Streptophyta; Magnoliopsida; Poales; Poaceae
Source: the annotation of a GenBank genome assembly